This is a messenger RNA of Elaeis guineensis (African oil palm), 1341 nucleotides long. The record is from RefSeq and is a predicted model, not a curated record. NCBI's taxonomy places the organism in Eukaryota, Viridiplantae, Streptophyta, Magnoliopsida, Arecales, Arecaceae.
AGAGUUUGAAGAGGGGAAGAACGAGAGAGACUUGGUGGCGGUUUGGAACUCACCAACCUCCCGAAUAUUCCUUCCCUCGGAAGAGUCAGGGACGGAGAGGUGGAGGAGAGAGAAGAGGAAAUAAAUUGGGGUGUCCUUUCCUUUUGGAUUUCCCUUCUCUCCUCUUCGUCUCUUCUCUCUUCUCUUUCUCUCUUUCUGAAACCCUCAUUUAUCUUUUGGGAGGGGGAGAGAGAGAGAGGAGAUGGGGAAGGGGAAAGCAGCCUCCAAUUUCCCGCUGUCGGGGUGCGAGUUGGCGGCAGCGGCCACCGUGGUGAUGGUCUUUGGGGUUGGGCUUCUUGGCGUCUACCUCUCGAUGCCCGCCUCCGACUACAGCUUCCUCAAGUUGCCUCGCACGCUCGACGAGGUCCAAAUUUUGAGGGAUCAUCUUGAGAGCUACACAAGUGACUACACCAUCCAGGUCCUGGUGGGUUAUUGUGCAGUCUACAUAUUUAUGCAGACUUUCAUGAUUCCGGGGACCAUUUUCAUGUCGUUGCUUGCUGGGUCGCUUUUUGGAGUUUUCCAUGGUGUAGCGUUGGUAGUCUUUGCUGCCACAGCUGGUGCAUCUUCCUGCUAUUUCCUGUCGAAAUUGAUUGGAAGGCCCAUUGUCUUCUCAUUAUGGCCGGACAAACUGAGUUUCUUCCAAGAACAGGUAGCUAAAAGAAGAGAAAAGCUGUUGAACUACAUGCUUUUCCUCAGAGUCACCCCUACAUUGCCAAACACUUUCAUUAACAUGGCUUCACCAAUAGUGGAUGUGCCCUACCAUAUUUUCUUCUUGGCAACAUUGAUUGGACUCAUCCCAGCUGCUUAUGUGACAGUCAAGGCUGGGAUUGCUCUAGGAGAGUUGAGAUCAUUGUCCGACCUUUAUGAUUUCCAAGCAAUAGCCACACUGUUCUUCAUUGGGAUUGUUUCAGUAACACCAACACUGGUGAGCAAGAGUCAGGCACAGGAUACUGUAUCAGAAAAAAAACACUGUAAUGACAGCUCAUUGCUGACCAUGUAGCUGUGCUUAUGGCGCAUGAUCAGCUUCAUCCUUGUGCAGUUCUUCCCCAUGCGACACUUAAUGGCAAGACCAGUGGGUCACUGGAGUAAUCUUAUUCUCUGCUUCUGGCAACAGGCUACUGAUUCCAUGUUGCUGAUAUCCUAUUCUGUUUUAUUAUCACACGGGGGAAAAUAGGAAGCAAAAACACGUUAUCCAAGCAUGCUCUAGAUUUCUAUUAAUAUUUGUUGUAGGUCCCAAUUUAUUGUACAUACACCCCUUAGUCAAGCCUAAUGAAUUAAGUUCGAUUGGUGAAUGCUUCCCUA